GGAUGAUCUUGUUCGAUCUGUAACACAAUGUUCCAGGGCUGAUGAUGACACCCAUAUCGUUGUCUCUACUCGAAGCCCUGCCCAAUGAGCUUCUUGAUGAAAUAAUUUCCUAUCUAGCUACUUCUUCCCCCUCUACAGCCCGGUUACACCAGCCCCCAAGCGUCCGCAUCUCGAGAUCUGAUGAUCGUCCUCUUAAAAACCUCGCCCGUUCUUCAUCUCGGGCCCUCGAGGUUGUGCGACCUCGGCUGUUCGCGCAUGUAUGCUUUGACCUAGAGGAUGUCACCGAGUUUCUUUCGUUUGUUUCGGAAUUGGACCUUAACCGAUAUGUGACAUCGAUUGUGGUGCAAAGUCGACAACCUACAGACCAGGUAGCAGAUCCAUUCUGGUGGCGCCAGGUGCUUAGUUGCCUUGAUCCGCUGCGUGUGACUGUCGUCGCGCCGCCCCCGUUCAUUGGAACGAUGUUGGGCGCCGAAAUAUUCGAGGGCCAUACUUGGGCCUUUGCGGUACCGUUGCAGAUUGUUCAGCUUGAGCGGGACUCGCAACACCUCCCUCUUGGACAACUAUCUUCCCUCGAAGAGUGUUCCAGUCUACUCGAAACCCGGAAAUGGUCGUCUGUGACCUUCAAUGAGUCUUCUUCUCUCAAAGCGUACAAUCAUUAUGAGUACUUCCUGUUUCAAGUCCCUUCCCUCUUGAGUAGAUGGGGCUCUAUAGCAUCCAACAGGUCUCGCGAGGUCCGGGCGGCACUAUCCGUGCGGUUUGAUAACUUGACCUCCUUCGGCUUCACUGCCGUGUUUCCAUUUUAUAACCACGUCAAGCUGGUGCUCAAUGCCGUGGAGCUGAUGGUGAACUUACGGUCGCUAAGCAUCCAGCUCGCUCCUUGCGAGGAUGACAAAGUCACGGAAAUAGAGCAGAGAGGCUCCAUGGAUCCCAGCGACCCUUGGAUGGAGAUCGCCACCGGAUACUCGCUCGUUGCACAUACGGUGAAGGAUUUAGGUGAAAAAGAUCGUCUUGUACAAUUCAUAGCCCGUGACUAUUCUUUUGAUGCUCUUCGGACCGAACUAUCUACCAUCCUUGGUGAGGUCUUAGAUGACACCGACUGGGUACAUGAUGGCAACGGCACUUGGAAUAGGAGAAUCACGAACUCCAAUUCAGUCAAUGGUGUACUCCCAAUAGUGGAUGUCUAGCAUUCUGUCUUGUGUUUCUGGUGAAACUCCUUGUUGUCAUCUUUAUUGUAUACUCAAGCCGGCGUAGCUGGCUACGCUAAUAAUCACCCGGGGAAGAUGAGAACGUAUGUAUAUACUUUGAAAAUAAUAUCCGAUAAACAUGG
Molecule: messenger RNA, 1327 nt
Organism: Aspergillus steynii IBT 23096
Lineage: Eukaryota; Fungi; Ascomycota; Eurotiomycetes; Eurotiales; Aspergillaceae
Product: F-box domain protein
Exons: 1
Coding region: 42-1184 (380 amino acids)
Source: RefSeq, a predicted model, not a curated record